Molecule: messenger RNA, 372 nt
Organism: Paramecium sonneborni
Lineage: Eukaryota; Ciliophora; Oligohymenophorea; Peniculida; Parameciidae
Source: the annotation of a GenBank genome assembly
AUGAAGCAAACCUUUAUUUAUUCAAAUCCUGUGUUAGCUCUACUAAAUUCAAAUUCAACUUAAAUUAGCCUAAUGUCAACAACUGAUUUGAAUGACUCAAUUGAAUACCAUAUAGACUAAAAAGAAUAUUAAACCGAGGUAGAGAUUGUUAAAUAUUUGAACAAUUUGGGGGUUAAAACUAAAACUGAUCCUUAGAUAAAAGAAUAACAAUAUUGGAAGGAAAGAAAAUAAAAAAGUUAAAAAAUUAUUUUAGAUACUAAUGUUAGUACUGCUGAAGGAAUAGUAUUAAAUCCUUCUGUAAAUAGAUUAUUAAGAAAGAAUGUAACUCAAAAGAUAAUUAGAUCAAAUAGUCCCCUCUUUUUAGUGGAUUGA